Peronospora matthiolae is the source of this 141-nucleotide messenger RNA. NCBI's taxonomy places the organism in Eukaryota, Oomycota, Peronosporomycetes, Peronosporales, Peronosporaceae. The record is from the annotation of a GenBank genome assembly.
AUGCGAUGGACUGCCGAAGAUGCCAAGAAGGCGAUUGCACGCAUGCUUGCAGCCGAGGAGAGUUCUUCUCUUGCUUUAGCAGCAGGUGAUGCUUCGCCUGCUGUUGCGAUUCAGCAACAGGAAGUGCCUGUUGAUGAUUAG